Messenger RNA from Adineta steineri, 2244 nucleotides. Lineage: Eukaryota; Metazoa; Rotifera; Eurotatoria; Adinetida; Adinetidae. The record is from the annotation of a GenBank genome assembly.
AUGUCAGGCAGUAUCAUUCGUGACAAGCCGACAUUACUUGGAGCUGAACGUCAGAAUAGUGUGACUAACAAUAAUUCACCAUUGAAAUUAUUUACUCAUGCUAAAACAACUAUAACGGAGAUAUUUAAAAACAUCGCAUUGUAUGUCAAUGACUCAAAUAAAUUUUUAGAUGAUGUGAAGAAAUCUGACAAGAAUCUAAUAACUCCUGAAAAAUAUGUAGAAAUUCAAGAAUUGAAAGAAAAAGUUAAUCGAAUUUUAACAAUCAUAUCACGCGAUCAUAUGAAAGUUGUCUUCUUUGGAAGGACAAGUAACGGAAAGAGUACAACUAUGAACGCUAUGUUACGUGAGAGAAUACUACCAGUCGGUAUGGGACAUACAACAAAUUGUUUUCUUCAAAUUGAAGGAACUGAUAAAGCUGAACCGUAUGUUCUUACACCCGGAUCAGAUGAACCGAAAAGUAUUAGCAGCUUGGGUACUGUAGGUAAUGCUCUUUCAAGAGAAAAGCUUGAUUCAGAUUCUCUCGUAAAAAUUUUAUGGCCAAAAGAAAAAUGUCGUCUCAUUCGAGAUGAUGUUAUUCUUGUUGAUAGUCCGGGUAUUGAUGUAUCAGCAAAUCUUGAUCAAUGGAUUGAAAAUCAUUGCUUAGAUGCUGAUGUAUUUGUACUUGUUAUAUCAGCUGAAGCAACAAUAACAGUUUCUGAAAAAAAAUUUUUACAUAACGUAGCGCAACGUUUAUCAAAUCCAAAUAUUUUUAUCUUAAUGAAUCGUUGGGAUGCCACUGCAAAUGAACCAGAAAUGGUCGAAUCGGUAAGACAACAACAUCUUGAUCGUGGUUUAGAAUUUUUAUGCGAUGAAUUACAUCUAUGUGAUCGAAAAGAAGCAUCCGAACAUCGAAUGUUUUUUAUUUCAGCACGCGAAGCUUUAUUAAAACGAAAUAAAGACCCAACUAGUUCACCUAGAACUGGUUUUGCUGAAGGACAUGAAGAACGUCUUAUUGAAUUUAAUAAUUUUGAACAUGAAUUUGAAAAAUGUAUCUCAAAAACAGCUGUUCAAACUAAAUUUGAACAACAUACUAAUCGAGGCAAAGGUAUAACAACAACAUUACGUGAAACAACAGCUAAUAUAGCAAAUAGAUCUCAAACAUUAAAACAAGAAUCAGUUCAAAAAUUAACACAAAUGGAUGAAAAACAUAAUUUACUUGAACGUGAAUUACGUUCAAUGACAGAAUCAGCUAAAGAUAAAAUUCGACAUAUAUCAGAAGAUGUUUAUAAAAGAGUUGCACAAACAUUAAAUGAUGAAAUUAGACGUCUUUAUACAUUAAUCGAAGAAUUUGAUCGUCCUUUUUCAUCUGAUUCUGAACAAAUUCCACUUUAUAAACGAGAUUUACAUCGAUGGGUUGAAGAACGACUUGGUACUAAUUUACAAACUCGUCUUCAUGCAGCAUUACAUUCAUCAUUGGAUAGUGUUCAUCGUGAAAUAAAAGAACGUGUUAAAUCAGUUCUUGAAAAUAAAGAACGUAUAAAUAAUGUUGAUUCCAUAGUACCACGUUCGGAUUUUGCUGUUUCAUAUCGUUUGGAUUGUUCAAAUUUAUGUUCAGAUUUUCGUGAAGAUAUACAAUUUAAAUUCUCAUUAGGUUUUACUAGUUUAUGGCAACGUUUUGUUCAAAAUCAGAAAGAAUCUAUAACCAGUUCAAAACUUAAUCAUGAAAUAUCAACACCAUCGGCAUCAUCAUUAAUUAGUUCAACAAAUGAUUUAUUAACAACAGCAAAUAAUAUAUCGGCAUUAACAACAAAAUCUGGUAUGAUCGCAUUAGGUGGAUGUGCAUUAGUAUGGCGUAGUGUUGGUUGGAAAGUAUUAGGUGUUGUUGCAGGUAUUUAUGGUACUUUAUAUUUAUAUGAAAGAGUAAUGUGGACAAAAAAAGCACAAGAACGUGCAUUUAAACGUCAAUAUGCUGAUUAUGCAUCAUCAAAAAUGAAAUUAAUCGUUGAUAUGACAUCCGGUAAUGCAAGUGCACAAGUUCAACAAGAAUUAUCAAUGUAUUUUGCUCAAACAAUACGUUAUGUUGAUAUGGAAAAAGAUGAUUUAACUGAUAGUAUGAAACAAAUAAAAAUUGAAAUUGAUCAAUUAUUAAAAUAUAUCGAUAAAGGAAAAAAAUUAAAAAAACAAGGAGAUCAAAUUGAGAAUGAAUUGAGUGAAUUUUCAAAUCAAUAUUUAUCUUCAGAAUCAACAACAGCAACAAAUGAAUAA